AGGCGAUAUCUCGCCCUCCAAAUGCAAUUUUACCGACAGGUAUAAAUUGUCCAACCGGUUGGCUCUCAAAUCAGUUUACACUAAACAAACUAUCAGCUCGCAAGUGCUACAUACAACCUACCAUAACCCAACAUGGCUUACCUCGAAGUCUGCCUGGCCCUACUGGGCCUCGCUCUGCUCGUCUACAAGUGGUCCACUGCUACCUUCCGAAACUUUGAAACGCGCAACCUGCCCUACGAAAAGCCCUGGCCGUUCUUUGGAAACGUGGCCGCCUCUGCCCUCCAGCGAAUCUCAUUGCAGAAGCAGCUCACCGAGUUCUAUCUUCGCACGCGCCACCACAAAGUCGUGGGCUUCUUCAACCUCCGCAAGGCCUACGUGCAGCUCAACGAUCCGGAGCUGAUCAAGAAGGUCUGCGUGAAGGACUUUGACCACUUCCCCAACCACCACUUCAUCCUCACCACCAACGAGCGCCUGCUGAACGACAUGAUCAAUGUGAUGAAGGAUCAGCGCUGGAAGCGCAUGCGAAACACCAUGACCCCAGUCUUCACGGCGGCCAAGAUGCGCAAUAUGUUUACCCUGAUGAACGAGAGUUUCGCCGAGUGCCUGCAGCACCUGCACAAGUCCAGUGACUUGGAGGUGGAUGUGAAGCUCCUUUUUAACAAACUUUCCAGCGACGUGAUCGCCACAACGGCGUUCGGCCUGAAGGUGAACUCGUUUGAGAACCCGGAAAAUGAGUUCUACUCCGUUGGCCAAGAACUAAUCUUCUCCCGGGGCAUCCAGUUCUUCAAGUUUACGCUGUCUGCCCUCAUGCCAAAGGUUUUUACGCUCUUUAACAUGAAGAUCUUUGACGGUAAGAAGGUGGACUAUUUUGUUAGUCUAGUGGUGGAUGCCAUGAAGCUGCGCGAGCAGCAAAACAUCACCCGUCCGGACAUGAUUCAGUUGAUGAUGGAGGCCAAGAAGGAGUCUGAGAAUAACUGGACAGACGACGAGAUCGUGGCCCAGUGCUUCAUUUUCUUCUUCGCCGCCUUCGACAACAACUCCAACCUGAUCUGCAUUGCGGCCUAUGAAUUGCUGCAGAAUCCCGACAUUCAACAGCGGCUGUACGAGGAGAUCUUGGAGACCAGGGAAGCCCUGAAGGGUGGAUCCCUGACCUACGACGCUGUGCAGAAGAUGCCCUACAUGGACAUGGUCAUUUCCGAAACGCUGCGCAAGUGGACGCUGGCACCCUCCACGGAUCGUGUCUGCUCCAAGGACUACACUCUCACCGAUACGGACGGCACAAAGCUCUUUGACUUCGAGGUGGGUGACCGCGUUACUAUUCCUAUAGCCGGUCUUCAUGGGGAUGACCGCUACUUUCCCGAACCCAGGAAAUUUGAUCCUGAGCGUUUUAGCGAGGAGCAAAAAAACGACCUUGUGCCAUAUACUUAUAUACCCUUUGGCGCGGGUCCCCGCAGCUGCAUAGCCAAUCGAUUUGCUCACAUGCAGGCCAAGGGAAUGCUAUAUCACCUGCUGCUCAACUUUAAGGUAGAGGCUUCCCCGAGGACCCUCAAGGACAUGUGGGAGGAGGCAAGGAGCUUCUCCCUGACUCCCAGAAGCGGACUCUACAUGCGAUUGGUCCCACGCGAGUGAGCCGAUCUCAUAAACGAAAAGACUGAAAUUGUGAUAACAGACACCUUAUGGAUCUUAUGAUUAUGCCACGCGAAUAUGACUAGACGUAUAUCAGUAUUAUGUUGUUAUAAUUGUACGGAUUGCCUGCUAUCGCCAAAGAAUUAAAUCAAUAGUAA
Messenger RNA from Drosophila kikkawai, 1784 nucleotides. Its product is annotated as cytochrome P450 9b2-like. The record is from RefSeq and is a predicted model, not a curated record. NCBI's taxonomy places the organism in Eukaryota, Metazoa, Arthropoda, Insecta, Diptera, Drosophilidae. Gene Ontology annotation, molecular function: monooxygenase activity; heme binding; iron ion binding.